Phalacrocorax carbo (great cormorant) is the source of this 1086-nucleotide messenger RNA. The record is from RefSeq and is a predicted model, not a curated record. NCBI's taxonomy places the organism in Eukaryota, Metazoa, Chordata, Aves, Suliformes, Phalacrocoracidae.
AUGAUGCCCCCUCGCUGCCACCGCCUCCUCUUCCUCUUCCUUCUCCUCCUCCCUGUGAUGUGGGCAGAUCCAGAGGGCUCUUGUAAACUCCACCUUUUCCAGACCUUCAUCUUCUACAACAACUUUGUGGACAUUUCAUUCUGGGCCACCCUAGAGGAUAUCAUCUUUGCUACCAGGCAGAAAUACACUGGGAACAUCCUCUACCUCCACCCAUGGGUCUAUCCAGCCCUGCCUGCAGCAGAGUGGGAGAACCUGCAAAACCUCUUCAAGGUCUACGUGCACAACUUUAUCCGGUCCCUGUCCAGUGAUGCCACACUGUACAAGAUACCCUACCCCUUUGUGUUCCAGGGCGCGACUGGCUGCGACUUGUAUCCUAAUGGUUCCUAUACCAAAUUCUACCAUCUCGCCUACAACGCCCAUGACUUCCUGAGCUUUGAUGUGGACAAGAGCCGCUGGGAGGGGCAGCAAGAGUGUGAGCUGGCAGCGCAAGUUGAGAGGCAGUUCAACACCUUCACCGGCUUCUCUGUGACCCUGCAGCACCUUCUCAAUGUCACCUGCGUUGACCACAUGAAGAAAUUCAUUGAGUAUGGGAGGGCUGAUCUGGAGAGACAAGAGGCCCCCGUGGCCAUGGUCUUUGCCCGCACACCCAGACCAGACCAGCUCCUGCUGGUUUGCCGCGUCACGGGCUUCUACCCACGACCCAUCAGUGUGGCCUGGCUGCGGGAUGGCCAGGAGGUGCCACCGGGCCCGGCACUCAACACCAGCACCAUCCUGCCCAAUGCCGACCUCACCUACCAGUUCCGCAGCAUCCUUGCCGUGGCCCCUGGUGAUGGGCACAGCUACGCCUGCCGCGUGAGCCACCGCAGUCUGGGCACCCGCAGCCUCCUCAUCCCAUGGGGCAGCUCCAAGGUAGCUCUUAGUGUUGGCAUCACCAUCGUAGUGCUGCUGACCAUGGCUGCAGCCCUUGCUGGGGUCAUCUGGCACUACAGGCGCAGCAGCUGAGACCAUGGGACACACUGCACCACAUAUGCCCCAGGGCCACACUGGCCCCCCACAUCUGCCUGAUAAUAAAGUGCUAAUUAAUAC